Molecule: messenger RNA, 432 nt
Organism: Spea bombifrons (plains spadefoot toad)
Lineage: Eukaryota; Metazoa; Chordata; Amphibia; Anura; Pelobatidae
Gene: NDUFA2
Product: NADH:ubiquinone oxidoreductase subunit A2
Exons: 3
Coding region: 57-359 (100 amino acids)
Source: RefSeq, a predicted model, not a curated record
CACUAUCCUAUUAGCUUUAGGAUUGGACCUUGGUUGGCCGUGUGAGCUGAGGAGACAUGGCUGCCGCCGCAGUGCGAAGUGUUGGCUCGAAGCUGAGCAAGAAUUUAAAGGAAAUAAGGAUCCAUUUGUGCCAGAAGUCGCCGGGCAGCCAGGGAGUGAGAGACUUUAUUGAACAGAAUUACGUCGAAUUGAAGAAAGCCAAUCCAGAGUUUCCCAUCUUGAUAAGAGAAUGCUCUGGAAUUCAACCCAAGCUAUGGGCCAGAUACGCAUUUGGAAGAGAAGCAAAUGUUCCACUCAACAACCUCACAGCAGAUCAAGUUGCAAAGGCUCUGGAAACUGUAGCUUCAAGUAAACCAUAAAUAUUGUAAAACCACACCAUGUAACUUAAUUUUAUUAGAAAAAUAAACAUUUAUCUUUAAAAACAAUAAAAAA